AUGAAUGAAUUCACCAACGUAUCUGAAGGUAGAGUGACAGUUCCUCGGUAUACUCUGAGUGCUGAAAAUAUAGCAGAUGCUAUAGAUGAUACGAAUCAAUCAUCAGAGCCUAGAACAGACCAUGAACUUCCGGAUUCCAAUAUUAAAGCAGUUGAAAGAGUUAUUUACUCUGAGAUAGGAGUGGUAACAUUGCUUAACAGGUUAAAACAAUCAAUAGCCUCAGCUAAGGAAUUCGCAACUUUUUUGAAGAAGCGCUCUUCAAUUGAAGAGGAGCAUUCUAACGGGCUUAAGAAGUUGUGCCGCACAACAAAUGAAAGUAUUCGAAAGCCAGAUCAUCGACAAGGCACAUUCCUCACAGCAUGUGGCGAUGUAACAAAUACACAUGAACAGAUAGCAGACAAUGGGGCAAAGUUUGCUCUAGCAUUGCACGAAAUUCAUGAUGAUUUAUCAGAAAUGGCAACAGGAAUGGAACGUAGCCGCAAAUACUGGAAAAACUCAGGAAUGGCAGCCGAACAGCGAGCCGCGGAUUCGGAAACUGCCGUGAAAAAGGCUAAGGCUAAAUACGAUACCUUAGCUGAUGAUUAUGAUAGAGCCAGAACAGGUGACCGACAGUCUGGUAAAUUACUAAGGUUAAAAAGCACAAAAUCGGCGGCGCAAUAUGAAGAAGAUAUUUUAAGAAAACUUACCGCUGCUGACGGAGAAUACGCUAUGAGAGUACAGGCAGCACAAACUCUGCGAACUGAUCUUUGGCUUAAAUCUCGACCAGAGACAGUCAAGGCUCUAGAAGAUCUCAUUAAAGAAUGCGAUUCGGCCUUGACCCUUCAAGUACAGAAAUUCGCCUCGUUGUACGAAAAACUUCUUCUAAGCAAUGGCUUGAGUGUGAGUCCCUUGAAAAAUACUCAAGUAGGCAAUCAAUCACGAAGUCUCCGGGAUGCUGUUCAUGCAAUCGAUAAUGACCGAGACUUGACUGAAUAUAUUCUCGGCUGCUCUAGUCAAGUUCCAUCUCGAAUAUCAGAAAUUAAAUAUCAGCACUCAGUUACUUCAUUUCUUUUUAAGCAUGGCCCCUCACAAACGUCAGCUACAAUGCCCCCAUCCAAUAAAAAUUCAACCAGUGCACAGCAAUAUCCUCAAGAAACGGUACCUUCAACGAAACAACAUGAGAGAGUUACAAGUCAUGGUACAAUAUCGCAACAUGACGUGGAACCAAUGAGGGAAGUACAACAAACAUCUACGACACAAUAUAGUAAUCAUUCUGGCCCUUUUACCUCCACCGAACCACCUCAAAUCUCUUCUCUUUCUCUUCACCCCUCGAAAACGCCGCCUUUAUCAUCUCCGCUUCAGUCUUCGUCUAUCAGUAACUUUGUUGGCCAUUCGAGAAAUACAAAUCUACCUCCCCUAAACCCCGUAUUUGGACUUAGCUUGAACCGGCUUUCUGAAAGAGAUGGUUCUGCAGUACCCAUGGUAGUUUAUCAGUGCAUUCAAGCGGUUGAUCUGUUCGGACUCGAAGUUGAGGGAAUCUAUCGACUUUCAGGAACAGCCUCACACGUCAGCAAAAUAAAAUCUCUGUUCGACAACGACGCCUCAAAAGUAGACUUCCGUGAUCCUGCAAACUUUUUCCAUGAUGUAAAUAGCGUCGCAGGUCUCUUGAAACUUUUUUUUCGCGACCUACCAGAUCCACUUCUAACCUCAGCAUAUUACGCAGAUUUCAUCGAAGCUUCAAAACUUGAAAAUGAAAUUCUAUGUCGCGACUCACUACACGCAAUAAUCAAUAAUCUUCCUGAGCCAAACUAUGCUACACUCCGAGCCGUUAUAUUACAUCUUAAUCGGGUUCAAGAGAACUCGACGGUUAAUCGCAUGAAUAUUAGUAAUCUAGCUAUAGUCUUCGGUCCCUCCUUGAUGGGUGCUAAUACAGGGUCGAAUAUCCAAAACGCAGGCUGGCAGGUCAAAGUAGUUGAUACAAUCCUUCAGAAUUGCUUCCAAAUAUUUGAAGAUGACUGA
Messenger RNA from Blumeria graminis f. sp. triticale, 1998 nucleotides. The record is from the annotation of a GenBank genome assembly. Lineage: Eukaryota; Fungi; Ascomycota; Leotiomycetes; Helotiales; Erysiphaceae.